AUGCAAUCCGGGUUAAUUUCUUCGGAGCAAUCUCAAAUUCUCUUCCGGAUUUUGAACAGUGGUUUCCAGAAUCUAGACACGAUUAAGGACCGCUUUUCUCGCAUUUAUCGAUUAUGCGCAGAUUUUUUGUACUCCGAAUCCGUCAAUCUUCGUUUGCUUGAUCCUAGGUGCUUUCAAGGAAGAGAUGAAUCGGCUAUCGGCAGUAUGCAUAACCUAUAUGAACUAGGAGAGGAAGAUAAGAAACGGGACAGCAAUGGUGGUGAUAAUGGAGAGUGUUCGGCCGCAGUUUUUAAUGGUUUGGAUGCAAUGCUGAAGGACAGUUUGGAUCGGUUGAGAAGUAUGAGGCAAAACAUAUCCUGGGAUCAAUUGGGAAUCAAAUGUGGUUCCUUUGAAAGAAGCUAUAAUCUUGAUGUAAGAAUGAUUAGAUCUCUGUGUUUGGAGGGUAAGAUUGGGGUUGCUCUAUUUCUCUGUGGUAACAUGAUACAAAAGGGCUCUAUUCCUGAUAUUAUCACUCAUAAUAACCUCAUAAAUGGACUUUGUAAAACUGGUCACUUGGAGAAGGCUGAAUGGCUUUUGGGGCAGAUGCUGCUUAGGGGCCCUUUUCCAAAUUGUGCUACUUACAACACUUUGAUAAAGGGUUAUUGCCAUCUGAAUAAGAUUGACAGAGCGCUUGAUAUCUUUUCAACAAUGUCCAACCAUGGGAUUUUCCCAAAUAGAGUCACUUGCAACAUUGUUGUACAUGCUCUUUGCCAGAAAGGUCUCGUGGAGGAUGGAAGGAGGCUUUUUGAAAAAUUUUUGGGUGAUACUUACCGUGAUGACAAAUCAGAUUUGAUAACUUCGACUAUGCUUAUGCAUGGUUUCUUUAAAAAUGGAGAUUUAGAGCAGGCGCUUACUCAGUAUGAGAAAAUCUUCGGCAGGGACAUCUCAGCUGAUAUUGUUGCCUAUAAUGUAGUUAUACAUGGCUUUUGUCUGAACAAAGAUGUGGCUAUUGGUUAUAAGUAUGCAUGCCAAAUGAUUAAGAGUGGUUUUCUUCCUGAUAUCAUUUCUUACAAUUCUAUUAUUGGUGCUCUAUGUAAAGAAGGACGGGUGAAUGAGGCUUGCAAUAUCUACAACCAUAUGUCAAGGAUGGGUGUUUCUCCUAAUAAAAUCACUUUCAAGAUGUUAAUACAGGGGCUUUGUUAUCAUGGAGAUGUGACAAAAGCUGACCAGCUUCGUUUACGUAUGAUAGAUGGUUCUAUUGUGCCUGAACACAUUAUUUGGAACGCCAUAAUUGACAGUUAUGGGAGGUCAGGCAACUUGCAAAAGGCAUGGUCCACCCUAGAACAUAUGGUUGCUUUGGGAGUUUCGCCAAAUACAUUUACAUAUAAUGCACUGAUUCGUGCACAACUUAAAAUUGGAAAUAUGAAGGAAGCACUUUCUUUGAAAAUGGAGAUGCUUCAAAAUGGUCCCUUACCAGAUAGUGUGACAUACAAUUUAUUUUUAGGCGCUGCUUGCUAUAAUGGUGACAUUCAGUUUGCAUUUCAUCUGUAUGAUGAAAUGCUUAGAGUAGGUAUCUAUCCAGACAUGGUUACAUACACUAUCAUUCUUAAGUGUUAUUGUCUUGAAGGUAAAGUUCAGGAGGCGGAAGAGUUCUUUGUCAAGUUACAGGGUAUUGGAUUGAAGCUCGAUCAUGUUCCAUUCUUAGUGCUGAUGAAAAAGUAUUGCAAGAUGGGAGAGCUAGAUAAAGCAUUUGAACUAUAUCAGAAGUGGCUGGUAGUAAGCAAUUAA
Oldenlandia corymbosa var. corymbosa is the source of this 1767-nucleotide messenger RNA. Lineage: Eukaryota; Viridiplantae; Streptophyta; Magnoliopsida; Gentianales; Rubiaceae. The record is from the annotation of a GenBank genome assembly.